This is a messenger RNA of Colossoma macropomum (tambaqui), 2114 nucleotides long. RefSeq lists its product as uncharacterized. Gene Ontology annotation, cellular component: external side of plasma membrane; membrane raft. NCBI's taxonomy places the organism in Eukaryota, Metazoa, Chordata, Actinopteri, Characiformes, Serrasalmidae. The coding region runs from base 161 to 1432 and encodes 423 amino acids. Gene Ontology annotation, biological process: positive regulation of ERK1 and ERK2 cascade; T cell activation; interleukin-15-mediated signaling pathway. Gene Ontology annotation, molecular function: protein tyrosine kinase binding; MHC class II protein binding. The transcript has 9 exons. The record is from RefSeq and is a predicted model, not a curated record.
CCCCUUUAAGUAAUUUAUUUCUCAGAGGGCAGGUGUUUUAAGCCCUCUUGCAAGAAUGCACUCACAGUUCUUCCUUUUUAGUGCUAUUCAACAGCCAAAUCUCACUUUCAUUUCCUGUAAGCAAAAUUUAGCAAGAAAGACAAAUUGCUGACGAGUGGUCAUGUCUCUCAUGCCGUGGACUUUUUUAAUUUUGAUAUCUGUAUUCUGCUGCAGAAGUCAAGCUGAAGGACAUAUGCCUAAAGCCCAGCAUGGAACUGAUGUCACACUGAGCUGUGAAGUGGCCAGUCUCCCAGAAUCCUCCACUCUGCAAUGGGAGAGAGAAGGAGCUCCCACAUCUAACACCACCCUGUUCCUCAACAACACCGCCUACAUCAUCCUACACAGCGUCGACCAGCAGAGCCAGGGAACAUACACCUGCAAACUGAAGCAGAACGGAAAGGUGCAGAUGUGUUGGAACCGAACAGUGAGUGUGUCGGAACAUACGUACUCUAAAAAGAGUUUUCCUCUGUACAGAGAGACCUCCAACAGCAGUGAUUUAACACUCAUCUGCAAGUCAGAGAAGACUUACAACAGGAUAAGGUGGCAGCUACACCAUCCAGAACUGAUAAUGAUCGCUGCAGAAAAGGGACAAAAACCUAUAGUUAAUGGACCAAUUGAACCAGGGACACAUACGUCCACAUCCUACAAUGGACGUGAAUUCAUCUUUCACGUCUCACCUGUGAGGUUCAACUACAGUGGAAUAUAUAAAUGUGUUGGGGAUGAUCAAACCACCUAUUCAACCAUAACACUCCACACUGUAAGAGUCUCUGCAGAUCCUCCUGAUGGUGUGUUCAGGAAUCAGUCAGUGGUUCUGACCUGUGAGGUGUCCAGGGGGGCUGACCGAGCGACCCUGGCCUGGCUGAGGAUGGAGGGGAACAGGGCAGCGUGGGUCAAACAGGAUGUCCUGACAGGCAGCAAGAGGACCCUCAGUGUGACUCUGAAGAGCCUCUCUGAGGGGCAGCUCCUGUGGCAGUGUGCCCUGUUCACUGAGAGCACACUCCGAGCAGUGGCCCCGAUAAAACUCCGCCUCUACGCAGGAGACGGUGUAGUGGAGAGCAGCGUGGUGAUCAUCACGGCGGGUGCUGUGGCCGCGUGUGUGGUCAUCUUGCUGGGAGCUCUGCUGUUUUACUUUCAGAGAAAGUCAGCAGCUGGUGGGCAACCAAGGACUGAGAUAAAACCCGGAGCAGAUCCAUGCCUUUCUGAUUCAGCUCUUACUUACGUGAACAGAGAUGGUGGUCACGUUGCCAUGGCAAAAGCAGAGGAGGAAGAAGAGGAGCUUCACUAUGCCUCUGUCACUGUUAGGGGAGUCUGUGAUGGAGCCAGAGGGAAUUCCAGAAAGAACACACCAGGUACCAGUGACUCGACCAUCUACUCUACUGUCAACUUCGGCUGAGGAGCCUGAGCGCUAAUGUUAUUGUGAUGUACAGUCAAGAAACUAACCUGAGUUUUAUUUGUUAUUUAGUGUAAUUUCAUUUCUGUGUUUUUUUUAUUUGUAAAAAUGGAUGAACAGAUGUGAGUUUCCUGCAUUGUACUCGUUACACUCAGCCUUGUGCUAAAGUCUAGGCACCCCUGGUUGGAUGACAUUGUUGAUUUUCUAAUUGAGAAUAAGUUAACACUUACUCUACAGGCAGCAAAACAUGAGUAUGACAUAUUUCUGCAAAUUUUACUGCACAGCUUUUAUUUGUUUUGCUGAAUUUAACAUAUCAGAAAAAAAAUGCAACUUGUGCACAGGUCACAUUUUUAAAAUUUCUGCUAAUAAAUAGUAACUUUGCAUUGAAAUGUGCAGAAAUGUAUUCACUGGAGAGGGUAUGUUAACUUAUUUUCACUCAGAAAAUAGACAUUUAACACAGGGGUGCACAAACUUUCAAACAUUUUUUUCUGUUUUUGUUUUUUUACAGUGAAUAUUACAACAAAGCUUUCAGUUUGUCACAAUUAACCCCACAGUUAGUAACAAGUUGCAACAUUAUUCACGACUUGUUCUGCUGGUUUGUGGUGGAGAGGGUUGCUUGAAUAAAAAAAAGAUCAGUUUUGCACAAAUAUUUAAAAAAAAUAUUUAAAUUAAUCGCUUAUGCCCU